Messenger RNA from Miscanthus lutarioriparius, 2637 nucleotides. Lineage: Eukaryota; Viridiplantae; Streptophyta; Magnoliopsida; Poales; Poaceae. The record is from the annotation of a GenBank genome assembly.
AUGGCACACCCAACCUUGUCAGCUAUCCUCAGAUGCCUCACACUGCUAUGCAUCUUGGCACUUGCUGUGGCGGCUGACAACAAUACCAUCGGCUCUGGCCAGAUACGCUUGGAUUGUGGAGCACCAAGCCCAACAGGCCCAGAUGCUGAUGGCCGGAGCUGGGACAGCGACACCAAUUCCAAGUUUGCGCCUUCACUGAAAGGAAUUGCAGCAACUGCCUCAUCUCAGGACCCUUCACUACCAUCCCCCCCUACGCCUUACAUGACUGCUCGCAUCUUCACCUCAAACUACACCUAUUCCUUUCCUGUUAGUCCUGGCUGCAUGUUCGUGCGCCUCUACUUCUAUCCUACCAAUUACGAUGGCAAUCAUGGUGCUGCAGAUGCUUACUUUGGUGUCACAGCCGGCAAUCUGACCCUUUUAUAUGACUUCAAUGCCUCCCAAACUGCUGCGGCAGUUACUCCUAGUGUUGCCUUCUUUGUUCGUGAAUACUACAUAAACGUUACUGAAGGCAGUCUAAACCUCACUUUCUCCCCAUCCACACAUCACAAUGGCUCUUACGCAUUCAUCAACGGGAUCGAAAUCGUGCCCACACCUGACCUCUUCACAACACCAAUACCAACACUAGCCAAUGGGGUAAACCCAGAUCUUCUUGCUGGAACGGGGUUCCAAACAAUGUACCGGCUUAAUGUUGGAGGCCAGGCCAUCCCACCACAAGGAGAUGUUGACUUCUACCGUUCAUGGCAAGACGACAGUGCUUACAUAUAUGCUUCUGAUUAUGGUGUGGCUUUUGGGAAAGACAACAAUCUUACAAUCACGUAUACAGCCAAUGUACCAAAGUACGCUGCACCAGUUAAUGUCUAUGCAACUGCUCGCUCUAUGGGGCCAAAUGCCCAGGUUAACCUGAACCACAAUCUUACAUGGAUUUUACCCGUUGAUGCUGGGUUCUACUACCUCCUAAGGUUCCAUUUCUGUGAGAUCCAGUAUCCGAUAACAAAGGUCAAUCAGAGGUCAUUCUUCAUCUACAUCAACAAUCAGACAGCACAACAGGAAAUGGAUGUCAUCGCGUUUAGCGGAGGAAUUGGCAAAACAGUGUACACAGACUAUGUUACCAUCACAACUGGUUCUGGUCAGAUGGAUUUAUGGGUUGCCCUCCACCCAGAUCUUACAACGAGACCGGAGUACUUCGAUGCGAUAUUGAACGGUCUGGAGGUCUUCAAGCUGCAGAAUUAUGGAAACAAUAGUCUAAAUGGGCUCAACCCUCCCCUUCCAUCUUUUGAACCUAAUAAUGGGAAACCUUGUGGGAGAAACAAAGGUUAUGUGCCGGCAAUCAUUGGUGGAGCUGUUGGUGGUUUUGCUGUGCUACUCAUUGCCUUUAUUGGUGUGUGCAUCAUCUGCAGAAGAAAGAAGGUAGCAAAGGAAUCUGGGAAACCCGAUGAUGGCCAGUGGACUCCUCUCACUGAUUACAGCAAGUCACGGUCAAACACCUCAGGGAAGACAACAACUACAGGGAGCCGUACGUCAACAUUGCCAUCUAAUCUUUGCCACCACUUCUCAUUUGGUGAAAUCCAGGCAGCCACCAAUAAUUUUGAUCAAACCUCGCUCCUCGGUAAAGGUGGUUUUGGAAAUGUGUACCUUGGAGAGAUAGAUAAUGGCACAAUGGUGGCAAUCAAGCGUGGUAACCCAACGUCUGAGCAGGGUGUCCACGAGUUCCAGACUGAGAUUGAGAUGUUGUCGAAGCUCCGUCACCGUCACCUUGUGUCGCUGAUUGGAUACUGUGACGAUAUGAAUGAGAUGAUUCUAGUGUAUGACUACAUGGCCAAUGGGACUCUUAGGGAGCACUUAUACAACACCAAGAAGCCAGCACUGUCCUGGAAGAAGCGGCUUGAGAUAUGCAUCGGUGCGGCUCGGGGACUGCAUUACCUGCACACAGGUGCAAAGCAUACCAUCAUACACAGAGAUGUCAAGACCACCAACAUUUUGUUGGAUGACAAAUUGGUUGCUAAGGUUUCAGACUUUGGGCUGUCGAAGACUGGUCCGAAUGUCGAUAACACUCAUGUGAGCACGGUUGUGAAGGGAAGCUUUGGAUACCUCGACCCCGAGUACUUCCGACGGCAGCAGCUCACUGAGAAAUCUGAUGUCUACUCAUUUGGAGUCGUGCUGUUUGAGGUCCUCUGUGCACGCCCUGCCCUGAGCCCCUCACUUCCUAAGGAGCAAGUGAGCCUCGCCGACUGGGCGCUGCACUGCCAGAAGAAAGGCAUUCUUGGCCAGAUCAUCGACCCACAUCUGCAAGGGAAAAUUUCUCCCCAAUGUUUCAUGAAGUUCGCGGAGACCGCAGAGAAGUGCGUGGCUGAUCACAGCAUCGACAGACCAUCUAUGGCCGAUGUCCUCUGGAACCUUGAAUUUGCACUCCAGCUGCAGGAGAGCAAGGAGGACAGUAGCAGCGUCACCGACGGGACAUCUUCAAACACAUCGCCACUUAUCAUCCCCAGGCUUCACUCGGAUGAACCAUCGACGGACACAACAACCACCACAUCAUUGACUAUGAGCAUGGCAGGACGGAGCCUCGCAAGUGUGGAUUCAGAUGGGCUGACCCCAAGCAUUGUCUUCUCGCAGCUCAUGCAUCCAGGCGGCAGAUGA